Molecule: messenger RNA, 429 nt
Organism: Penicillium antarcticum
Lineage: Eukaryota; Fungi; Ascomycota; Eurotiomycetes; Eurotiales; Aspergillaceae
Exons: 2
Coding region: 1-429 (142 amino acids)
Molecular function (GO): oxidoreductase activity
Source: RefSeq, a predicted model, not a curated record
AUGCAUAACCUGAAAGUCCCUCUCCUUGAGGCAACAGAUCGUAUCGGAGGGCGCACAUGGACUACCAAAGUGCUUGGAGAAGACCUUGAGAUGGGAGGAACCUGGCUCCACUGGGGCCAACCCCAUCUCUACGGUGAGCUCCAUCGUUUCUUCACUCUUGAUGAUCAUGAUAGUCGUACUCUCAUGCCAUUCCCUUAUGAACCAUUCAGAGAGCCAGCUUCGUGGAGGAAGUAUGAUCACUGGUCAGUGAAAGACCGACUAGAUCGUUUAGAUGGAUUUUCUCGCCGCGAAAGGGAUCUGUUUGAGUCGAGCACUGGUACGUUUGGUAGUGCGCCCGGUAAAGACACAGCUUUUACUGAAGCACUACGGUGGUACGCUUUGGGUGGAUACAAGCAGGUCAAGGAUGUUCGAGUUGGCAGGGAUGUAUAG